Periconia digitata is the source of this 1584-nucleotide messenger RNA. NCBI's taxonomy places the organism in Eukaryota, Fungi, Ascomycota, Dothideomycetes, Pleosporales, Periconiaceae. The record is from the annotation of a GenBank genome assembly.
ACCCACAAACCUACGCCCACAAGCUUCUUUUGCACCUCUUUAGAUUACUCCUCUUUUUGUGAUCUUGGUGUGCCCGCAAUGGCUAUGUCCACGCGCCCUACGCGGUCCCAAAGCCGGACGCCCGCGCCCCGAUCCGCAUCUCCAUCGUCUGCCAGCGGCGACGACGCACGACACGCGGCAAAGCCCGACCAGCCAGCCGACGUAAAGAUGGCCACCGGCGACACUAUUGAGGGAGGUUUGACAUCUUUGCCGAUUGAGCAGCCGGCGCAAGCUGCGCCCGUUCAAGCUGCGCCCGCAAUUGCCCAUACUACCCCACCUACUACCACUUCUGCUCCUCCGCGCGCGACCGCGACUCUGGCGGCAGCAUCAAAGUCUUCCUCAGUCCGGCCCAAAGUCGAAGCAGAGCCCGAGCUUAGCCGCUCUGCCUAUGGCGAUGCGCAUGCAGCACGGGAGCACUUGUACACCCUACAAUUCAUCAAGGCAGCGGAGCAAGUCGACCCCAACUACUUCACCCCCGAACAAAAGGAGGAUCUUUUGAAGCCGUGGCAGGAGAAAGGUGUGCUGAGUAGGAGGCUGCCGGCAACAUGGCUGGAUCCCGAAAUAGAGCGGCCGGACAUGAUGAGUCUCGAGACAGCCCAGUGGCACGCACGGAAGAAGGACGAGAAAGAGAAGGAAUUCCUAAGGCGAUGGUCCAACGGCGAGAUCGACGAGAACGGCAACCCUAUCAAGAGUUCCAACUCGAAUUUGACUUCGGUCGAGGAAGACGAGGAUGGCGAUGGCGACGAUUCGGAUACCAAUGUUGACAGCGUCGACGCGUGCGGCAAAUCAGCACCGUCUACCCAAGCAACAGCGACUGCAAUCCACGCCAUCAAGAAUACUAUCGAUUCCCCUUGGCCCUCUUCCCGAUAUACUCCUGCGUCUGCCGCCGUACCGUCCAACGCCGACCCCAAUCCCAAUCCACGUAAGAGAAAAUCGCCCGCCCCGAAUGACCACUCUGCUCAACCAUCCAGGACCCAAGGCGCCUGUGAAGUUCCCACAAAGAAACAAAAGACUUCGCACGUAUCACGCACGAAGCCCUCGCGACCGUCUUCGUCCACACUUCCUCCACCAAAUGGUCAACUUCCAACGCCAUCGUCGUCAUCCUCUUCCUCGUCUAAACCUCCUGCCAGAAAACCAACUUCCAAAAAGCCGCGACCCCAGCAACCCGCAGUAGUUGCGCCCACGCCUCUCCCCGGUCGCCCAAACUACGCUCCCUACGCAUACACGGAACUUGCUGCACUUUGUAGCCAACGCAACAUCAUGACAAGCGGUAAUGAGCAUGCGCUCCGCGCGAAGCUCAUCCAAGAUGAUAUCAAUGUCCUGCGAGGUCUGUCGCGCGAUGCGAAACACUACAAGGGUGAGCGGGCGAGAGGUCGCAAGGGUGAGCGGGCGAGAGGUCGCAAGACUGCACCACCUUUUGUUCCUGGAGCGCCUGAUGCACCGCCUGCUGUCUUUGCGGUCUCCAAAAAGAGGAAGCGCGGAGAGAACGAUGAGAAGAGCGGGAAGAGCAAGGGAAACGAGAAGAGAAUUAGGUUUGCGGAGUAA